Dreissena polymorpha is the source of this 1299-nucleotide messenger RNA. RefSeq lists its product as uncharacterized. NCBI's taxonomy places the organism in Eukaryota, Metazoa, Mollusca, Bivalvia, Myida, Dreissenidae. The coding region runs from base 1 to 1299 and encodes 432 amino acids. The record is from RefSeq and is a predicted model, not a curated record. The transcript has a single exon.
AUGUGUAGACUGAUAUAUGCAGUCGGGAAGGAAAGAUUUGGGGUGACACCAUCGGAAAGGAAGCAGACUACAGUCGCCAAGAACAGACGGCAGAUAGAAAUAGAGAAGUUGAGGAAGGACCUUCGCAACUUGGGGAACCAGUACAGACAGGCAUCAGAGCUAGAGAAAAUUGGUCUACAGGAACUACGAGACCACACCAGACGCAGACUUCAAGACCUGAGGAAAGCGGAAAGGAUACGAAAAGCCAGAAGGGAGAAGGCCAGACAAAGAUCACGAUUUCUUUCCAAUCCCUAUGGUUUUAGCAAGGAAAUCCUUGAAGAGAAGAAAGCGGGACAGCUGAAUUGUUCUAAAGAGGAGGUUGAAGAGCAUCUGAAGAACACGCACUCUGAUCAGGCGAGACAUAUGCGGAUGGAGGGACAUGAACGCAUAGCCCCAGUACCCAUGCCCAUUGUUGCAUUUACUGAGGGAGAACCAACCCUCAAGGAGGUCCAAGAUAUAAUCAAGAAGGCUAGAUCCAAGUCAGCACCAGGCCCAAAUGGAAUACCUUACAAGGUGUACAAGUCAUGCCCAAAACUGCUGAGACGGUUGUGGAAACUAUUGAAGGUGGUCUGGCGUAAAGGAGAUGUACCUGUGGAGUGGCAGCGAGCAGAAGGCAUCUUCGUCCCAAAGGAGGAGGUUUCCAAGGAUAUUGGACAGUUCCGGACAAUAUCAUUGUUGAAUGUGGAGGGCAAGAUCUUCAUGUCAGUGGUUGCCAGGCGUCUUACAACAUUCAUGACCAGUAAUGGGUACAUUGACACAUCAGCACAGAAGGGAGGUGUUCCAGGAUUCUCUGGCUGCAUUGAACACACAUGCGCUAUUAGCCAGUUAAUCAGGGAAGCUAAGAUCAACAAGACAGAUCUCACAGUUGUAUGGCUGGAUCUAGCAAAUGCGUAUGGCACGGUACCCCACCAGGUAAUAGAGUUUGCUCUGAAACACCACCAUGUACCAGAACAUAUUCAGAGCAUUGUCAGAAGCUACUACAGAAACAUCAACAUGCGCUUCACAACAAAGAACUUUACAACAUCCUGGAUACAGCUUCAGAAGGGGAUUGUAACCGGCUGCACAGUGUCAGUAGUACUGUUCAUCGCCGCUAUGAAUCUCAUCAUCAAAGCCGGAGACAGGGAGUCAAGGGGACCGAAGACCCAGACAGAUAUCAGACUUCCACCACAGAGGGGAUUUAUGGAUGAUCUGACUAUCACAACAGAGUCCCACAUACAAGCUCGAUGGAUCCUAUCAGCCCUUGAAGAUGUUGUGUCAUGA